Molecule: messenger RNA, 4558 nt
Organism: Rhineura floridana
Lineage: Eukaryota; Metazoa; Chordata; Lepidosauria; Squamata; Rhineuridae
Gene: STAT3
Product: signal transducer and activator of transcription 3
Exons: 24
Coding region: 137-2455 (772 amino acids)
Biological process (GO): growth hormone receptor signaling pathway via JAK-STAT; defense response; regulation of transcription by RNA polymerase II
Molecular function (GO): RNA polymerase II cis-regulatory region sequence-specific DNA binding; DNA-binding transcription factor activity, RNA polymerase II-specific
Source: RefSeq, a predicted model, not a curated record
AGGGCGGGGUUAAACUCACGGCCUGCAGCAGCUGAGGCAGGGCUAGGAACGAGGCGACGGGAAGAGACCGGAUCGGUCCCAGUGGUGGGCAAGGGACGCUGGGUGGUCUGCAAGGUUUCCAGAGUCAGUUGCCAAGAUGGCACAGUGGAACCAGCUGCAGCAGCUGGACACACGGUACUUGGAACAGCUUCACCAACUCUACAGCGACAGCUUUCCAAUGGAGCUGCGGCAGUUCCUUGCACCCUGGAUAGAGACCCAGGACUGGGCUUAUGCUGCCAGCAAGGAGUCCCAUGCCACAUUGGUAUUCCACAACCUCCUGGGUGAAAUUGACCAGCAAUACAGUCGCUUCUUGCAGGAAUCCAAUGUUCUCUACCAGCACAACCUGCGCCGGAUCAAGCAGUUCCUGCAGAGCAGGUACCUGGAGAAACCAAUGGAGAUUGCCCGCAUCAUAGCCCGUUGCCUCUGGGAGGAGAAUCGGCUGCUGCAGACAGCAGCAACAGCGGCCCAGCAAGGUGGGCAGGCAAACCACCCUACGGCUGCCGUUGUGACGGAGAAGCAGCAGAUGCUGGAGCAGCACUUGCAAGAUGUGAGGAAAAGGGUGCAGGACUUGGAGCAAAAGAUGAAAGUGGUGGAAAACCUCCAGGAUGACUUCGACUUCAACUACAAGACCUUGAAGAGUCAAGGAGACAUGCAGGAUCUGAACGGGAACAACCAAUCUGUGACGCGGCAGAAGAUGCAGCAGCUGGAGCAGAUGCUAACAGCACUGGAUCAGAUGCGGAGGGGGAUUGUGAGCGAGCUGGCUGGGCUUCUGUCAGCCAUGGAGUAUGUGCAGAAAACUCUGGUUGAUGAGGAGUUGGCUGACUGGAAGAGGAGGCAGCAGAUCGCAUGUAUUGGUGGUCCGCCCAACAUCUGCCUCGACCGCUUAGAGAACUGGAUAACGUCCCUGGCUGAGUCGCAGCUUCAGACCCGUCAGCAGAUCAAGAAGCUUGAGGAACUCCAACAGAAGGUCUCCUACAAGGGCGAUCCUAUCGUUCAGCACCGGCCCUUGCUAGAGGAGCGCAUUGUGGAGUUAUUCAGGAACCUCAUGAAGAGUGCGUUUGUGGUGGAGCGGCAGCCCUGUAUGCCAAUGCACCCAGAUCGUCCGCUGGUUAUCAAAACAGGGGUACAGUUCACAACAAAAGUGCGGCUACUGGUUAAAUUUCCUGAGCUGAACUACCAGCUAAAAAUCAAAGUCUGCAUUGACAAGGAUUCUGGUGAAGUGGCUGCCCUCCGGGGGUCCCGGAAGUUUAACAUCCUGGGCACAAACACCAAAGUGAUGAACAUGGAGGAGUCCAAUAACGGCAGCCUCUCUGCAGAGUUCAAGCACUUGACACUGCGAGAACAAAGAUGUGGUAAUGGCGGAAGAGCAAACUGUGACGCCUCCCUUAUUGUUACAGAAGAGCUCCAUCUCAUCACCUUUGAGACAGAGGUUUACCAUCAAGGCCUGAAGAUUGAUCUUGAGACCCAUUCGCUGCCUGUGGUAGUGAUCUCCAACAUUUGCCAGAUGCCAAAUGCCUGGGCAUCAAUCUUGUGGUACAACAUGCUGACAAAUAAUCCCAAGAACGUGAAUUUCUUCACCAAACCACCUAUUGGCACUUGGGACCAGGUUGCCGAGGUGCUCAGCUGGCAGUUCUCCUCGACCACCAAACGAGGGCUCAGCAUAGAGCAGCUGACGACACUUGCUGAGAAACUCCUUGGACCUGGUGUCAAUUACUCUGGAUGUCAGAUAACAUGGGCAAAGUUCUGCAAGGAAAACAUGGCAGGCAAAGGCUUCUCUUUUUGGGUCUGGCUGGACAACAUCAUUGACCUGGUGAAGAAGUACAUCUUGGCACUCUGGAAUGAAGGAUAUAUCAUGGGAUUCAUCAGCAAGGAGCGGGAGAGGGCAAUCCUGAGCACAAAGCCACCAGGCACCUUCCUAUUGCGUUUCAGUGAGAGCAGCAAGGAGGGUGGAAUCACCUUCACGUGGGUGGAGAAGGACAUUAGUGGGAGGACACAAAUCCAGUCAGUGGAGCCAUAUACCAAGCAGCAGCUCAACAGCAUGUCAUUUGCUGAGAUUAUCAUGGGCUACAAGAUCAUGGAUGCCACCAACAUACUGGUCUCCCCACUUGUCUACUUGUAUCCUGAUAUUCCCAAGGAGGAGGCCUUUGGAAAAUACUGCCGUCCUGAGAGCCAGGAGCACCCUGAAGCCACUGACCCAGGUAGUGCUGCUCCAUAUCUGAAGACCAAGUUCAUCUGUGUGACCCCAACCACUUGCAGCAGCACCAUUGAACUGCCCAUGUCUCCCCGCACACUCGAAUCCCUGAUCCAUUUUGGCAGUAAUGGUGAGGGAGCAGAGGAAAACGCCAGCGGCCAGUUUGAGUCCUUGCAGGUCUUUGACAUGGAGAUGACUGCUGAGAGUGCCAACUCACCCAUGUGAUUGGACUCUUCCUGGGUGGCUGAUCAGUUCUGCUUUCCCUGGCAUGAGAAACACUUUCCUCCUCUUGCGUCAUCAUGGAGCCAAUCAAUCCAGGCUCUGCCUCGGCAGGAGACAUUGGACGGUGGGUCUGCCACGAGCCACUUUUGAGUACACCAUUGCUGGCAGCUUCUUGCCUGAGCUGCUGUGACUGGAGGGAAAACCCUACUUAAUUUUAGAUGGGUUUUUUUUUUCAAAAAUAUUUUUCCUUCUGUAUAAAAUGUACUUGUAUAAGAGUGUUCUUAGUUUGUUUUGCUGGACCAAGUGCCUCUUCACGCCCAAUAUUGGCCUCCUGUACAUGUUUGCUGCAUGCCGCAAAAUGCUGCUUCUCCAGCUCAGGCUAACAUGUGAGGGUUUACCCAGUAAUGAAGCGAUUCAUAAUCAUCUAUUCAACAAGCCAGGUGUCAAACAUAGGGAAGAGUAAGAAUAAAUUAUGGCCGAAGGGGAGGGGUCGUUCUUAGAUAUGGGUGUGUUUUUUGUUUCUUUGUCCACAGUAAAGCUCCCUUUUUUUUCCUGCCCCAAACUUGCCAAAUGCUAUGAAGAUGAGCGUAGGCCUAGCACAACAGCCCUGCCCGGUUUUCCAGGGCUAGAGUAACUCCAGGGGCCUGGCUACCUGAGCACUUGUAACUAGGACUUCCAAAAAUGCAUUAGUUUUCUGCCCCACCACCACCACCUGCAUCUAAUUACAACUUUACAGAUGGGGAACAGAGGUUGAGAGAAUGAUGUGCCCAGGGCUGCAAAGAAAAUCCACGGUGGAAGUGAGAUCUCAACCCAGGUCAAUGGGCAGUUCUCUCUCAUGCAGGGCUUCAGGUCAUGGGGUAGCUCUUCCCUGCUCACCUUACGUCCUUGGGGACAGAUGAGACAACCAAGCUGAGUCGGGAGCUCAAAUGCUGGGUUCCCGCUGCAGAACCGUUAUCAGCAUUUCACUCUGGUUAUCUUUGUUUUAAUUAUUAUUUAUUGCACUUUUAUCCCGCCCUUCCUUGAAGGAUCCCAGGGCAGCCUACAUGUUUCUUUCUCUCCCCUCCCCCUGGUCCUUUAAUCAUCACAACAACCCUGUGAGGUAGAUUAAGGAUGAGAGGAAUUUCUCUUGUAAGGUAGAUCAGAAAUAGUGUUUGGCCUGAGGUCACUCAGUGAGUUUUACGGCUAAGUCAAAUUUUGAACCUGGGUCUCCUCAAGAUUCUAGCCUCUACCCUCCUGUCUUAGCUGUAUGUUAGGAGCAAAAAAGGCAAAAAAUGUGACUGCCAAGGUCUUUCCUCCCUCCCACCCCAACCAGGCUUUCUUUUGCUUAGGCUAGCCCAUUCCCGACACUUACAAGGUUUUUAUAUUCUUAGCUGUAGUAAUAAUAAAAAACAUUCUUUGCCAACCAUUCUGUCAGCAUUCUGGGCCUUCUCCAUGUGUUCUGUGGCUGAAGCCUCAGCAGUACCUGAUGCUAGUCAGCUGCUGCUUGCCUAGGAUAUUGGUGUAGGAACAAAAAGCUCAGAUGCUAAUCAUCUAGUUCAGCCUUUCCCAACUAGUGAGCCUCCAGAUGUUGUUGGACCACAACUCCCACCAGCCUCAGCCAGCAUUGCCAAUGGUCAGGAAAGAUGGGAAUUGUGGUCCAACAACAUCUGGAGGCACACUGGUUGGGAAAGGCUGAUCUAGUUGUAAGUCUGAGCUGCUGGGCUUGUGGGAGUUGCCCAAUUGGUCCUUCCUGAUGAUGAGGGGUGUGUAUGAUGAAACAUGUUUUCCAGUAUUAUUUAGAGGCAUUUCUGCAGGAGACGGUUCUUUUCCUAACAGCAAAUAUUGCUUCUGGGAGUUGUAGGCCAAUAACAUCUGGAGGCACCAGGUCGGCCAAGGCUACCUUUCAGCAAUCUUCAGAAUGCCAAGCCUAGAGGUGUUCCAGCUAGCUUAUUCACACCAAAUCCUUGGUACCAAGCUGCUCCCCCCUGCCCCUUCCACUCAACCCAAUUUUUUUUCUCUAUAGCUAACUGCUCCCCAGAGCAUAAAGAUCUUAAUAAUUUGUUUUGUAUAUUUUAUUGAUGUACCUACAGGCUUCAACUUUCUCUGAAAUAAAUGUUCUUAAGACCA